AUGGAGUGGACUGGCGGCUCCCCGAAGAAGCGGAAGGACGAGGCGACAGGCCUGGCCGUCGCUGCUGGGGUCAUCGACCAGGUCGGUCUGGUCACGCUACACAAGAAGCCCCGGGUCAACGAGGCGCAGGUAACGACGCGUAAGAAGGUUGAGGAAGAAGGCGAUGGCACCGAGAGCGUCACCACCGCCUUGUCGAUGCAAGCGAGCACCCGCAUCGACGCACCAUCGCCACCUUCGCUGCAGCGACCACCUCGGCCAGAGGACGAAGCAAACGACGGAGGAGGCGCACGGGAAGUGGUGGAGGAGCUGACGACCGUGGCCGAGCUGGUGAAGAAGGGCGGCAGCGGGAUGCUGGUGCGACGACCUGCGCUGGGCCAUCGGCUCGCCGUCUUCUGGCGGUGCGACCGUCCCUACGUACUCAACGACGCCUGCCCGCACCGAGGAGCUCCGUUGAGCGAGGGCGAUAUCGAGGACCUGGUGGUGGACGACGAAGAUGAAGAUGAAGAAGACGAAGACGAGGACGAGGAGGAAGCGCGGGCGUGCCCGGCCCGACGAGGAGUUGAAAAGGUGGUGCCCCACGUUGUGUGCCCGCUGCACUACUACAAGUACGACCUUGCCAGCGGACGAUGCCACGAAGGUGGUGAUUGGAGCGAGUCGCUGAAGGUCUACGAGGCCUGGGUGGAGGGAGACAGAGUCAUGGCCAAGCUGCCCUGCCUGCCGCCCAUCAGCGAUGACGACAACGACGACGAAAACGACGACGCUGAGCGUUGA
Acanthamoeba castellanii str. Neff is the source of this 771-nucleotide messenger RNA. Its product is annotated as rieske [2fe2s] domain containing protein. NCBI's taxonomy places the organism in Eukaryota, Discosea, Longamoebia, Acanthamoebidae. The record is from RefSeq and is a predicted model, not a curated record. Gene Ontology annotation, molecular function: 2 iron, 2 sulfur cluster binding. The coding region runs from base 1 to 771 and encodes 256 amino acids. The transcript has 3 exons.